ACGCGUACAGGCUACCGCUGGCUGCUGAGGUCAUGGUGGUUAGUAAACUAGUACUUAUCCCUGCAGUGGCUGGGGAUACACCUCUGGGUCAGGGGUGAAAGCUAACUAACUAAAGAUCUGUUGCGAAUGAAUAUGGAAGAAACACGGGUCGUGAGUGCAGUCGGAUCAGCCAGAUCAGCCAAGGCAUUUCAGCUCAAUGAUUCAAGUUGGCCAGACUCGGCCAGAGAGAGGCCGGAGACCUACCAGCAGCGGACAGAAGCCCCUCCCUUCCCAGGAAUGUCUCAGCCCCACUGAAGUCGCAGGGCCACGUCAGCCAAUUGGCUCAGGCCCUGCCCUGGAAACAGCACCUGUUAAUCCCCCCCUCCUUCCAGCUCACCUGGGUGCAGGUUAGGCAGGUGAAGCGUCUCCCCGGAAACAGACCUAGAGCGCCCAACCUGCUGGGUCCUGCCUGCUCAAAUCGGAUUCAGCACAGCCAGGCGUCCCAAAAAGCCUCUAAGAGGUGAGCUGGGGCUUCCCUGCCCCACUCCCGUCCCUCCUGGACUCGCAGCUGACACCUACAGGAUCGGUCUCUCCUGCUGCCGGAAGUUGGGUUCCUUGCCGGCAGUGCUAGCUUUAUUUUUACCUGAUCUUCCCCCACCCAGGACCCAGCAGUGACAGCUGAGGCCAUGUGAGUCUGAUCCUGAAUGAGGCAUUAUCUCUGACAGUUUGUCCUGUCAUCCACUGUGGCACCACCAGCUUCCUCCGACAGCCUGGAUGGAACAGGCCACCGAGACAGCCUGUGUGAGAGGUGAGGGUAACCAUAGCCUGGACUAAGAAGAGGAGACUGGGCUUCUCGCUGGCAACCAGGUGAUGGGGACACAGGGUCACGACAAACACCCUCUGAACCCUGACAGUGAUCCUCUGUCCUGACCCUGCCUGACCAAGCCAUGUCCCAGCAAGCCUCAGUGGGCAGGGGGCUGCCCCCAGAUGUGCUGGCAGAGCAGGUGGAGCUAUGGUGGUCCCAGCAGCCCCGUCGCUCCUUGCUCUGUUUCUCCGUGGCCGUGAUCCUUGUGGCUGGCUGUGGGGCCGGUGGUGUGGCGCUGCUGUCCUCCACCAGCAGCCGAUCCGGCGAAUGGCGACUAGCCGUGGGCACUGUGCUCUGUCUGCUGGCCCUGCUGGUUCUGGUGAAGCAGCUGAUGAGCUCUGCCGUGCAGGAUAUGAACUGCAUACGCCAGGCCCAGCACGUGGCCUUGCUGCGCAGCGGCGGAGGCGCCGACGCUGUUGUAGUGUUGCUCAGUGGCUUUGUGCUGCUGGUCACUGGCCUGACCCUGGCUGGGCUGGCUGCUGCCCCGGCCCCGGCACGGCCACUGGCUGCCAUGCUGUCUGUGGGCAUUACCUUGGCUUCCUUGGGCUCAGUCUUGCUGCUGGGGUUGCUACUGUACCAGGUGGGUGUGAGUGGACACUGCCCUCCGAUCUGUACAGAGGCAUUCUCCGCCCAAAAUGGCCACGGUGAUAACAGUAGCAUCUUUAGCAUCUCAGGACAGUUGUCUUCUGGCCAGCGUCAUGAGACCACCUCCAGCAUUGCCAGCCUCAUCUGACAGAGAUGGAGCCCUUCUUCCCAUGCCCUGCCUCAGUAUCCCCAGAACUUGUGGCAGACAUUCACAGGUGCACGCAUAUAUGUGUGUCGCCCCCACCCCCGCCAUGGCAUUUCAUGAUAUGUGAUUAGGAGCUCGUGUGCACCCUCAUAUCCAUUCCAUGAGAAGGUGAGGGAUACCUCCUUGGGGCUGUUUGUAUCAUGGACUGUCAUGCUCUAUGCCUGGUCCUGGGGUCUCUAGAGGAUACUCAUCUGGAGUCUCUGAAGACUUGACCCAUAUUUCCAAGACCCUACAACUCCAGCCUUGCCCUAUGACAUCAUCAAGGAUCUCCACAGAGGUGACUGUUGCCUAUCCACAACGACACUAGUGAUCACUCUUCAGAGAGUGACUCUCGGGAAAACUGAGAGAAAUGGCUUCCGGAUGAGAUGGACCUGACUGGGGAAACACCUUUGAGCUUGUAACCUAGCAGCUGGGGCCAGUGAGAGGUGACUCAGACACUCCUGCCUCAGUUUCUUAGAACAGUGUUGCUAUUGAUGCUUAAGAAUAAUUGCCUCUUGGGCAAGAUGAUUGGGCUCCUGGCAAAUGUUCAAUUAAAAAGUGACUAUAGUGAAAAUGAAAUAAAUUAUGGGGGAAAGGUGGCUGUA
Molecule: messenger RNA, 2218 nt
Organism: Mus musculus (house mouse)
Lineage: Eukaryota; Metazoa; Chordata; Mammalia; Rodentia; Muridae
Gene: Tmem125
Product: transmembrane protein 125
Exons: 5
Coding region: 927-1577 (216 amino acids)
Cellular component (GO): membrane
Source: RefSeq, a predicted model, not a curated record